GCCGCGCCGAGCCCCGCCGUGCCCGGCCCGCGGCAUCCCGCAGCACGCUGCGCCGCUCGGGGAAAUGGCGAACUAGCGGGGAUUCGGGGAGGAGGGGGGGAAGCCGACGAGCGAUGGUACCUCCUUGCAGCUAAAGGUGGUGGUAGGUGGCUGCAGCGCGCGGCUCGGAGCUUGACCUCGGUUUGUUUUUGGGACUGCAGGCGAGAGUGACAAAUCUGAUGAGCUGAAAAACAGUAAAAAGCGGGAGGAUUUGGGGCAGCAGGAGAGGAAACCCCCUUCCUCCGUCGCCUCCCUGCCCCAGGCAUGUUGGCGCUGCCCCGCUGAGACGUGCAGAGUUUGGGGUUAACUCGCACCCGGCCGCCCUGGAAUAGAGACGCUCCGGACCGGAUCGGUUGGGGUUUGUGGUCUAUGUCUUGUUGGGAAAUCCGGCGGAUUUUUUUCUCGCUCGUGGAGGAAGAGCCCCGUCCUGGCGGUUGGCUUCGUGGUGUUUUUUGGAGGGCGAAGGAAGGGAAGGGAUCUUGCUUGAGCCGUACACAGAGAGAGCUCGGACAUGUGUUGUCAGCACAUCUGGGGAAUACAGUCUGCAAGUCCAGAAGGAAAAUUGCUGGGAUCGUUCAAACUGCGAUAUUGAUCUUUGUUAUUUUUUUUCGCCGAGGGAUGCACUUGGCAUGAGAAUCAGAGGAUGGAAAUUGUUUGGGAGGUGCUUUUUCUUCUGCAAGCGAAUUUCAUUGUCUGCAUUUCAGCUCAACAAAAUUCACCAAAAAUCCAUGAGGGCUGGUGGGCAUACAAGGAAGUGGUCCAGGGAAGCUUCGUUCCAGUUCCCUCCUUUUGGGGUUUGGUGAACUCAGCUUGGAAUCUUUGCUCUGUUGGGAAAAGGCAGUCACCCGUCAAUAUCGAAACCAGCCAUAUGAUUUUUGAUCCAUUCCUAACUCCGCUUCGCAUCAACACAGGGGGAAGAAAGGUCAGCGGGACAAUGUACAACACAGGGAGACACGUUUCUCUACGAUUAGACAAAGAGCACUUGGUGAACAUCUCCGGAGGGCCGAUGACAUACAGCCACCGCCUGGAGGAAAUCCGGUUACACUUCGGAAGUGAGGACAGCCAGGGAUCAGAGCACCUUCUCAACGGACAGGCGUUCUCUGGGGAGGUUCAACUGAUCCACUACAACCAUGAGUUGUACACAAAUGUCACAGAAGCUGCAAAGAGUCCUAAUGGGUUGGUGGUAGUUUCCAUAUUUAUGAAAGUAUCUGAAUCAUCAAAUCCAUUUCUAAAUCGUAUGCUUAACAGAGACACUAUAACAAGAAUAACGUAUAAAAAUGAUGCAUACUUACUACAGGGGCUUAACAUUGAGGAGCUUUACCCAGAGACCUCUAGUUUCAUUACAUAUGAUGGGUCAAUGACAAUUCCACCCUGCUACGAAACAGCAAGCUGGAUAAUAAUGAACAAACCCGUCUACAUAACAAGAAUGCAGAUGCAUUCCUUACGACUGCUAAGCCAGAAUCAGCCAUCACAGAUUUUUCUGAGCAUGAGCGACAAUUUCAGACCAGUCCAGCCCCUCAACAAUCGAUGUAUCCGAACUAAUAUCAACUUUAGUUUACAGGGAAAAGAUUGUCCAAACAAUAGAGCACAGAAACUACAGUAUAGAGUAAAUGAAUGGCUCCUCAAGUAAGACAGAGCAGGCAGAACCCAUAACCUCAGUGGAAUGCUACUACUGUGAUUGACAUAAUCUAGAAUGCACCCAAACUCACUCUUUCUUUGGGUUCGUGACAGCAUGUGCAAGCAUGCUGUAGGAAUAAAGCUGCCAUGUUGGAAACUCAACUUAAAAUUCAUUCAUAUGAUUGGUGGUAAUUAAAAAAAAUAAAAAGACAGUAUUACAGUAAAUGUGAUUACAAUUUUGAUACAGUUUUCCUGAACUAAUUUAGCAUCACAAAAAAAAAAAAAAAGGAAAAAAGACUUUUCAGCCUUUGUAUAUAUGAAAUUCUUCCUCUUUCCCCCCUCCC
Molecule: messenger RNA, 2000 nt
Organism: Lagopus muta (rock ptarmigan)
Lineage: Eukaryota; Metazoa; Chordata; Aves; Galliformes; Phasianidae
Gene: CA10
Product: carbonic anhydrase 10
Exons: 10
Coding region: 683-1669 (328 amino acids)
Molecular function (GO): zinc ion binding; carbonate dehydratase activity
Source: RefSeq, a predicted model, not a curated record